AUGCGCGUGUACCAAGCUAACAAAUUAUCAACGAUUUCAUCACCAUCAAAUCAAUACACAUUACCAUCGACAACGACAGUACCUCCGACAUAUUCACCGUCAACAUUACCAGUUGGCCCUGAUGGCUUAGUUACUGCUCCUCCAGCUGUGAACGUUCGUCAAGCUAAACCGGGCUCUCCUUUAUAUCAUCGGCCAAUGAUUCAUCUUGAUCAUGCUGAACAUCAUACAAAUGAUCUGAUAUGUCCAACUUGCAGUUCGACGAUAGCUUUAACUUUAGAAAAGAAAGCAGUCUGA
Messenger RNA from Adineta ricciae, 294 nucleotides. Lineage: Eukaryota; Metazoa; Rotifera; Eurotatoria; Adinetida; Adinetidae. The record is from the annotation of a GenBank genome assembly.